UACCAUGGUAGAUGAAACUGUGGAGGAAGAGGCUGCAAACAUGAACGAGGUUCUUGACCCUGCAGUAAAUGAAACUGUGGAGGAAGAGGCCACAAAUAUGAACGAGAUUUCUGAUGCUGCUGCUGACGGUGAUGAUGGUGGCAGGCCUGACAGUGAUUUCGGUGAAGGGAAUGCACAGAUUGACACCUGCCCUGAUUCUGCUGCUGCCCCCACAGGCAACUAUGUGGUGGAAGAAGAUGCUGCUCAAAUGGAUGAGUGCCCUAGGAUGGACGCUGCUGCUGCCAACGCUGAUGAAGAUGUGGAGGAAGAGGAUGCAGCCGCCUCUGCUGAUGAAGCUAUGGAGGAAGAGGAUGCAGCUGCCUCUGCUGAUGAAGCUGUGGAGGAAGAGGAUGCAGCUGCCUCCGCUGAUGAUGCUGCGGAGGAAGAGGAUGCAGCCGCCUCCGCUGAUGAUGCUGCGGAAGAAGAGGAUGCGGACAUGAAUGAGGUUCCCAAUACUGCCACCGCCGCCAGUGAUGGCGGAGAUGGCGAAGAAGAGACACAGAUUGAGGAGUGCCCUGAUUCUGCCGUUGCCGCCACGGAUGAAGCUGAGGAAGAGGCUGCGCAGAUGGAUGAUGGGGACGAUGAGCCCCCUCCAGUGGUUGUGAGGAGAGGUGGAGGGCGGCGGAAGAGGGGCCGCCAGCCGAGGGCUCAGGUUGCAAGGACCCCAGGCAAAAGGAAGGAGAAGGAUGGUGAAGAAGUAUGCUUCAUUUGCUUUGAUGGAGGUGAUCUUGUAGUCUGUGAUCGCAGGGGUUGUCCAAAGGUUUAUCACCCUUCAUGUGUUAAUAGGGAUGAGGCCUUUUUCCGAGCAAAGGGUCGGUGGAACUGCGGUAUGGCUUGCUCUCUUUGUUGUAGUUUCAUUUUGCAUUCUAUUUUAAUAUUAGUGUUCAUGCAUAGGAUGAUAAAGUGCUUCCUAAAUUGAUAUGAGCUAUUUUGGUCAGAAUUUGAUAUUGA
Molecule: messenger RNA, 990 nt
Organism: Ananas comosus (pineapple)
Lineage: Eukaryota; Viridiplantae; Streptophyta; Magnoliopsida; Poales; Bromeliaceae
Product: zinc finger CCCH domain-containing protein 19-like
Exons: 2
Coding region: 5-958 (317 amino acids)
Cellular component (GO): Cdc73/Paf1 complex
Molecular function (GO): RNA polymerase II C-terminal domain phosphoserine binding
Source: RefSeq, a predicted model, not a curated record